This is a messenger RNA of Schistosoma turkestanicum, 2090 nucleotides long. The record is from the annotation of a GenBank genome assembly. Lineage: Eukaryota; Metazoa; Platyhelminthes; Trematoda; Strigeidida; Schistosomatidae.
AUGAGUGUUGUCGAGAUUUCUCUCUCGGACUCAACCAGUGACUCCUCUGACGAGCAGGAUGAGUCAGAAAGUGAAUUCACCGACGAACAUAAACUUGAAAAAGCAAAAGAAAAUAUCGAAAUUAAUGAUGAUUCAUUUGGUGACGAUACUGAGACAUGUCCUAUAUGUUUUGAACUGUGGACCUCAUCUGGACCACACAAAGUCUGUUGUCUUCGUUGUGGACAUCUUUUCGGCUAUUCAUGUGUUACGAAAUGGUUCAAGGCUGCUGGGAAAAAAGCCAAGUGCCCUCAGUGCAAUGCGAAAGCUAAUCGACGUGAUAUCCGAGUACUGUAUUGCAAAAACCUAAAGGUUUUGGACACAACUGACCGAGACAGAGCCCUGGCUGAACUUGAACGUGAAAAACGAGAACGGCAGAAAGCAGAACAGGAGGCUGCAGAAUUUAAAGCAAGAUGUGAUCUUCUCUAUGCAGAGGUACUUCAACUUCGUGACGAGCUCCAGACUACCACAGGAUGCUCUAAAGUUCGUGUGCAAAACACUAAUGAAGUCUCGAGUUACAAAGCGUCAAGCUCAGACGGUUCAACUGUUCCCACUGGUUUUGAUGGUCAGUAUACAUUAGUAAAUUCAUUAUUGAUCUCAGUUUGUGGAAAUUGUCGUGUUAUGGCAUCAUGUGAUUACUUGAAUACCUUGUGUGUUUCACAGUCUUCAACUAAUCCAAUAUUUCGAGGAUUCGGUAUACGUAAGGUCCAUAGUGCUGAACAAAGACUAAUAAAAUAUGUACACUUACAUACGCAACCAAUUCGUGACUUGGCAUUUCAUCCAGAAGCUCAUGAUGGUAUUAUUGCAAGCGCAAGCUUAGAUAAAACUUUACGUCUUACUAGUUUAUUAAAUGAUUCAAUUGUUCAAACUUAUCAUUGUCCAGUAGGAAUAUGGAGUUGUUGUUGGGCUGAAGAUUCAAAUCGUUUAUUUGCUGGUUGUGCAAAUGGUUCAAUUAUGUUAUAUGAUAUACGUGUGACUACUGGUCCAAUAGAUAUUUUCUAUGUACCAAAUAAUGAUGCUCCAGUUUUGGGAUUACAGUAUUUAUCACCUAAUGUAAAUCAAAAUAUUUCCAGUGAUGGAGGUUUAUUAGUCGGUCAAUUAAAUAAAGUUACAUUUAUGUCUGAAAGUUCUGUAACUCCCUUAUCUAUGCAACAAACAACUAACCAAGAACAAAUAGAAUCGGCUGAUGAUCGUAUUACUUCAACUAAUAAUUCAGAAAAUCCCUCAUCGCCUGAUAUACUGCAAGAUAAUAAUUUGUCACGUCCAUCAAAUUGGCUAGGAAAUAUACCUACAUAUAAACCGCAUAAUCUUCCUUUAGAAGGUAGUUUAGUUUCAUUAAGUGCUCUUCCAAAAAGGCGUCAAUUUUUAGCCUCUUACAGACCAUCUCAACGAUUACCUCGUGCAAGACAUUUAUUGGCGGAAUUACGAUCUGAAACUUCAUCUGUGACAGAAACAGCUUACUCCUGUAGAGAAAUACACAAUCUUUGGGCAGGAAAUAGAAUGAAAAAGCUUACUCGUGCUAAACUAUUUGUUGGACCUUCAAAAGAAUCAGAUCUUAUCGCUGUUGCUGGUAAUGAAGAUGUUAAUGGUGCUUUGAUAUGGCGGUGCUCUGAUGGCACACAAGUACAAGUCUUACAACCUCCUGAAACUACUGCUGAUAAUCCUAUCUUGGAUGUAUGUCCCAUCUUUGUUGCACAGAAUCAAAGUCAUUAUUUAACAUUACUUACUGAUCGAAUGCUUCAUUUUUAUAUGUGGCGUGCUCAGAAUUGAUAAUAAUCUUAUAGUGUAAAUAUGUAUAUAUUGCAACCUAGAUCAUUAUAACUAUUAUUUUUUAUUUAAAACAAUGAAUGUAAAGUAUAAGUAAUUUUAACAAAUCCUUAUUGGUAUAUUCCAUAGUUACAAAAUUUAUGUUUGAAAGAUGGAUGGCUGGGUUUUUUGUAGUUGAUUUCAAUGUUCCCUACUGUUUUUAUAGAUUUUGACUUCCUUACUGACCAAGAGCAUAGUUCGCCUGAUGUUAGGCUUCAAUAACAAUCUUAUGAAUUCCACUAUCCUGG